UUUGAGUGGGGGUGGGGGGGGAGAGGGAAGAACCCUCCUCCAAUGGCCGAAGCGGAGCCGUUAUGGAGGUGAAGCGGCUCCGCGUUCACGAACUGAAGGAGGAAUUGGGGCGCAGAGGGCUCGACACGAGGGGGCUCAAAGCUGAACUCGCCGAGCGGCUGCAGGCGGCGCUGGAGGGGCCCGAGGCGCGCGGGGACUCCGCGGGGGACGCCGACAGCGACGGACGCUUCGCCCCGGACUCGGCGGCGUCGGCCUCGGCCCCUCCCUCCUUCCCCCCCUACGAUCCCUCCGGCCUCAAAGCGGACGUGGAUUCGGGCUACGAUCGCCGCGGCCCAGACCCGGAACCGCCUCCCUCCGCGCUGAAGCUGCCGGAUCCAAAGCCGGAAGACGCCCCCUCUUUCCCCGUGCCCCCCCCCAACUAUACGGCCCCCACCCCCCCGUACCCCAUCCCCCCACCCCCCCCAUAUACCGCCCCCCCCACGCCCUAUAGCGCCCCCCCUGCCCCCUAUAGCGCCCCCCCGGCCUAUAGCGCGCCCCCCCCGACCUAUAGCGCCCCCCCCGCCCCCUAUAGCGCCCCCCCCGCCCCCUAUACUGCCCCCCCGGCCCCCUACAGCGCCCCCCCCGCCCCCUAUAGCGCCCCCCCGGCCUUCCCCACGCCGCCCCCCCCGCCCUAUGGCGCCCCCACGUAUAACCCCGUGGGGAGCGGUUACGGCGCAGCGGCGUCGGCGUCGGAUCCAUCGCGGCUUCGCAAAAGGCCUUACGAGGAUCAACGAAACCGCACUUAUUACGAACACCGCGAAGAGAAAAGAGGUCGUUCGCCACAACCGCCGGCGGAGGACGAAGAGGAGGAUUUCGAUGACACGUUGGUGGCCAUCGAUACCUAUAACUGCGAUCUUCACUUCAAAGUGGCGCGAGAUCGGUACAGUGGGUACCCCCUCACCAUCGAGGGCUUCGCGUACCUCUGGUCCGGCGCUCGCGCCACCUACGGAGUGCGGAGCGGCCGCGUCUGCUACGAGAUGAAGAUUAACGAGGAAAUCUCCGUUAAACACCUGCCGUCCUCCGAACCCGACCCCCACGUGGUGCGAGUUGGAUGGUCCCUCGAUUCCUGCAGCACUCAGUUGGGCGAAGAACCUUUUUCCUACGGCUACGGCGGCACCGGCAAAAAAUCCACCAACUCCAAAUUUGAGAACUACGGCGAAGCCUUCGCUGAAAACGACGUCAUCGCGUGUUUGGUGGAUUUCGAGUGCGGCGAAGAGGUGGAAAUGUCCUUCUUGAAGAACGGGAAGUGGUUGGGAGUCGCGUUCCGGGUUCGGAAGGAGCAGUUGAGCGGUCGAGCGCUUUUCCCUCACGUUUUGGUGAAGAAUUGCGCCGUGGAGUUUAACUUCGGGCAACGGGAAGAGGCGUUUUUCACCGUUCCGCCCGGAUUCGCCUUCAUCCAACACCUCUCCGUCAGCGAGCGCGUCCGCGGCACUCUGGGACCCAAGAGCAAAGCCGAGUGCGAGAUCCUGAUGAUGGUGGGUUUGCCGGCGGCCGGGAAGACCACGUGGGCGGUGGCGCACGCCGCCUCCAACCCUUCCAAGAAGUACAACAUCCUCGGAACCAACGCCAUUAUGGAUAAAAUGAGGGUGAUGGGGCUGCGGCGGCAGCGGAAUUACGCCGGGCGGUGGGACGUCCUCAUCCAACAGGCGACGCAGUGCCUCAACCGCCUCAUCCAGAUCGCCGCCCGCAAGAAGCGCAACUACAUCCUUGACCAGACGAACGUCUACGGCUCCGCCCAACGCCGGAAACUGCGCCCGUUUGAGGGUUUCCAACGCAAAGCGAUCGUCAUUUGCCCCACGGAUCAGGACCUGCGGGAGCGAACCGUCAAGAGAACCGACGAGGAGGGAAAGGACGUUCCGGAUCACGCGGUGCUGGAGAUGAAAGCCAAUUUCACUCUCCCGGAAGUGGGCGACUUCCUGGACUCCGUCGUCUUCGUGGAGCUGCAACGGGACGAGGCCGCGGCUCUGAUCCGCCUCUACAACGAGGAAGGCCGCAACGCUGCGCCGCCGCCGGAGAAGCGCUUCGACGCCACCGGACGCCCCUCGGCCUUCCGCGCCCGCCCCGCCUUCCAGCGCUUCGAGGCUCGCGGCGGCUCCGGCACACGCGGAACCUUCCAGAACCGCGGUGGCGGCGGCUUCCGAGGAAACGGCAGCGCCGGCGCAGGCUUUUCCCGAGGCCCCUUCCCGUGCCGCUGGGCCCCCUCCCCUCGCGACGCCUCUUCCUCCUCCUCUUCCUCCUCCUCUUCCUCUUCCUCCUCGUCGUCAUCGUCGUCGUCGUCCUCUUCCUCCUCUCCUCGCGGGGCCUUCGCUCGCGGCUCUCCGGCGCCUUCCGGCUCUUUCCCCGCCACUCGCGGCGGCUCCGGCUACAAAGGGGGGACGUCAGCACCCCCAAACCAACAGGGCGGAUACGGCGCGAGCGGCGGCGCUUACGGUGGCGCUUACGGCGGCGGUUAUGGCGGCGCCUACGGAGGAUACGGACACGGAUACCCCCAGGGGGGCGCCCCCCCCGCCCACGGAUACCCACAAUACCCACAGUACCCCCAGCAGUGGAACCAGUACUACCAGCAGCAGGGCCCGUGGCCCCCCCCGUACUACGGCUCCUAUGACUACGGCGCCUACGGCAGCAGCGGGGGGGGGGGCCAGCGCCCAGUGACCCCCCCUUUUCCCCCCCCCUUGCGGACACCCCACUAAAAACACUGUUUUUAA
Cuculus canorus (common cuckoo) is the source of this 2744-nucleotide messenger RNA. RefSeq names its product heterogeneous nuclear ribonucleoprotein U like 1 (gene HNRNPUL1). Gene Ontology annotation, molecular function: protein binding. The record is from RefSeq and is a predicted model, not a curated record. The transcript has 16 exons. Bases 63 to 2729 code for a protein of 888 amino acids. NCBI's taxonomy places the organism in Eukaryota, Metazoa, Chordata, Aves, Cuculiformes, Cuculidae.